AUGACGACUACGCACACCCCGCCGAGGACCCGUUCGCAGGCCGCGACAUCCGUAGGAACGGAAGCGGGCGCGACCCAUCCGCUGGAUGCGGGGGUGACGCUAGCAGAGAGUCUUCAGACCGUCAUUCAGGAGGUCCGGCUCCUGCGUGAGGAACAGGCGCAAAGGGAGAAGGAGUACGCUGAGACGUUUCGCCGGCAGGAGGAGGAGCUCCGUUUUCUCCGAGAGAUGAACUCUGGCACACAAACACAGCUAAGUCAUUCUGAUAAUAGAGCGUCUGGAGACUCGGGGACGCGAGUCGCGGGCGGCGCGGAAGCGCGAGACGCGCACGCGAGUGAGGGGGACGCGAUCCCGAGCGGCGUGAGGACACGAAUACACGCGAGUGAUAGUGUCGCGGUCGCGAGUGCCGACCUGGGGUACAAAUUGAAACCCGACACGUACGACGGAACAACCCCGUUACAAGAAUACUUCUCGCAAUUGAGUUUGAUCGCGCGUGCGAACCAUUGGGAUGACGCGACGAAAACUGUUGUGUUAGCCUCGAGUUUGAGGGGAAAAGCGCGCUCCAUUUUAGAGACUGUGCAAGAUGUCGACUGUCUAGAUUUUGCAGAGCUGGAAGCGAAGCUUGAGCUACGUUUUGGGGAGGGUCAUUUAACGCAGAAUAGUUACUCCGCUCUCACCAAUCGCAGACAGAGGUUCGGGGAGGAUCUAGCUACUCUCGGUUCCGAUAUUGAGCGUCUAUCUCGUCUUGCGUACCCCGAGUGCCCCUAUGAGAUUCGUGAUAAGAUUGCUUGUUCGCAAUUCGUUUCGGCUGUGUCCGAUAAUUUUGUUCGACGUACGUUGCAAAUAGAGGGGAUAACCUCAUUAAGUCGGGCAGUCGAGCGAGCAAAAGCAUUGAAAAUUAUUCAAGGAGAGGGUUUCAUCCGCGAAAAAUUUAAUCGAAAUACUCCGAAAGAAGGACUGGAAGCGGACGCGAAUCAUGGGAAGGGAGAGGGCGAUAAAGAGUGGAAAGAAAAGGGGGAGGAAGGUCAAAAAGGAAAUAGCCGUGGUAGCAAAUUUAACGCCAGCCGCGGGGAAUGCUGGACAUGCGGGAAAACCGGACAUUUCCGAUCCGAGUGCCCCGAGCAAAACGGGAUUUAA
This is a messenger RNA of Temnothorax curvispinosus, 1134 nucleotides long. RefSeq lists its product as uncharacterized. The transcript has a single exon. Lineage: Eukaryota; Metazoa; Arthropoda; Insecta; Hymenoptera; Formicidae. Gene Ontology annotation, molecular function: nucleic acid binding; zinc ion binding. The coding region runs from base 1 to 1134 and encodes 377 amino acids. The record is from RefSeq and is a predicted model, not a curated record.